Zea mays is the source of this 2700-nucleotide messenger RNA. RefSeq names its product cytochrome P450 709B1. NCBI's taxonomy places the organism in Eukaryota, Viridiplantae, Streptophyta, Magnoliopsida, Poales, Poaceae. Bases 875 to 2473 code for a protein of 532 amino acids. The record is from RefSeq and is a predicted model, not a curated record. The transcript has 5 exons. Gene Ontology annotation, molecular function: monooxygenase activity; iron ion binding; heme binding.
UUGCAUAUAAUUUUGGAUGACACUCCCCCUUUUUACUGUAUUCUCUAGAGCCUAGUAAGAAUAGGAGCCUAAAAAGAAUAGGGGCACAUGUUUCUUUACCGGGCUAUAAUUUGAUGCAUUUUUUAAUCCAAACUAUUACUAUUAAAACAUAAAAUAUAUUUAAACGUCAUUGGUACGAUCUCUAAUUAUAUAUUUAGAAUUAUUGUAUAAUUGCUAUAGAUAGAUAUCAAAUUAAUUAUUGUUUAUAGAUAGAAGUUUAAUCAAUUAUGAUAUAUCUUUCAAUCUUUGCUUGUAAGCCAUGAUGCUAUUCAUAUCCCACUGCGCCGAAACAAUUAACUUUCAACGGUCAGGUAACUUUUAACAGGCUCAGGGUCAAAAGUUCAUAACAUCUUAUAGCUUUCUCGCCCUCUUAUAAGUUGCGGUUAACUUCCAACGGUUACACCUGUUUUCAGAAGUCAAACCGAACAUAAUUAAAACUCACGUACACAUCAAUUACAUAAAUGAUUCAUCAUUGCAGAGUGCUCAAAAAUAUAAUAAUAUAAAGAUUAUUUAACAUUAGUACAGACUGACAUCCACAUAGUCUUAAACUUCAUAAAUAUCAAAGUGCAUGAACGGAAACGUAACUAAUUAACGACCCUGACUGGAAGAUUAUGCUAACGAUGAUGAUUUCUGCAGGGAAAAGGAUACAAUUUUCGGCGGAAACAGUCCUCUUCGUUAUUUAAUUUGGAGCAGUUCUCUCUCGUCUCGACACUGCACGGCAGUGACGGCACGGAGGAGUUAAAAAGACGGCAGCGCACCGGCACCUCCUCUCACACAGGCAGUCCCCCCUCCCCCCACCCACCCAGCGUGCGAGGCGAUCAAACCGUGUGCGGGCAUGGCGGCCACGCUGCUCCUGGCCUCGGCGACCGCGCUCCUGGCGCUGGCGGCGGCGUGGCUCUGGGACUACGUCGUGGUGCGCCUCCUUUGGCGGCCCCGCGCAGUGGCCGGCAUGUUCAGGGCGCAGGGGGUCCGCGGGCCGCCCUACAGCUUCCUCAGCGGCUGCAACCGCGAGAUGAGGAGGAUGAAGGCGGAGGCCGACGACGGGCUCCGGCUGGACGUCCGCGACCACAACUACCUCCCCAGGGUGAUGCCCCACUUCCUCGCCUGGAAGCAGCAGUACGGGGAGCCAUUCCUGUACUGGAUGGGUCCGCGGCCCCGGGUCUGCCUCUUCGACUACGAGUCGGUAAGGCAGGUUCUUUUCAACAAGUCGGGUCAUUUCUUCAAGGACGACGCCCACCCGACUAUCCUGGCAAUGCUCGGCAAAGGGCUGGUCCUGGUGGAAGGCACCGACUGGGUGCGCCAUCGGAGGGUGGUCAACCCAGCCUUCGCCAUGGACAAGCUCAAGAUGAUGACGGAGACGAUGGUCAGCUGUGCUGAGCCACUGAUCAAGCGGUGGGAACAGCUCGCAGCCAGCAGAUCCAGCGAGGACGGUGGGAGGGGAGAAGUGCAAGUGGAGUUCAGCAAGCAGUUCCAGGACCUGACGGCGGACGUUAUCUCCCACACCGGUUUCGGAAGCAGCUACAAGGAGGGCAAAGAGGUGUUCCAUACGCAGAAGCAGCUCCUGGCGCUCGCCAUGGCGACUCUCCUCAACGUGCAGCUGCCAGGAUUCAAGUAUCUCCCUACCAAGAACAACAGGCUCAAGUGGGCGCUAGAAAAGAAGAUGAAGACGACGCUCACGGCGAUCAUACAGUCGCGGGUGGCAUCCAAUGGGAGGAGUAGUGGAUACGGAGACGACCUGCUCGGCCUGAUGCUCGAGGCCUGGCUCACAGCGGAACGAGGAGGAGGGGAACGGGACGAGUCGAGCCUGACCAUGGACGAGAUCAUAGACGAGUGCAAGACAUUCUUCUUCGCAGGCCACGAGACCACGUCCCAUCUGCUCACCUGGACAAUGUUCUUGCUCAGCGUGUACCCGGAAUGGCAGCAACGGCUAAGGGACGAGGUCCUGAGAGAGUGUGGACAGGCAAACCCUACUGCAGACACGCUUAACAAAUUCAAUGAGAUGACGAUGGUGCUCCUCGAGACACUGAGACUCUACGGCCCUGUCAUGCUCAUGCUAAGAAAGCCUACCUCCGACAUAAGGCUGGGCAGCCUCAGCAUACCGAAAGGCAACGGGAUCGCCAUACCUGUCCCGUUCCUCCACCGAGACAGAGAGGUCUGGGGCGACAACGCCAAUGACUUCGAUCCGUUGAGGUUUCAGAACGGGGUCACGAACGCGGCCAAGACCCCGCAGGCUCUUCUGUCGUUCUCGAUCGGGCCGAGGGCAUGCAUCGGCCAGAACUUCGCGAUGCUGGAAGCCAAGUCGGUGAUGGCCAUGAUCCUGAAGAAGUUCUCCUUCACGCUUUCCUCGAGCUACGUGCACGCGCCUGUGGAUUAUAUCACGCUCCAGCCUAAGUUCGGCCUUCCCAUAGUUUUGAGGCCACUCCCGGAUGUAUGAUGUGAAAUGGAUCUGUAGCCUGAUAGCUGAUUUUUUUGGGGGGUCUAACUGUCUAAGUAUGCAUAAGAGGUCAGUAUUCAGGACUUGGUUUCAUCCGCCAAACAGUAAGGCUAAAGAACCAAAACUUGUUGAAAACUGGUAACUUUCUGGGAUUUUAUGCCCGUAUUAUGUAUAUAAAUAUAUAAUGCUACAUAGAACUUUGUAUUCGGAGUUGGUUCUGAGUUGAA